Molecule: messenger RNA, 556 nt
Organism: Owenia fusiformis
Lineage: Eukaryota; Metazoa; Annelida; Polychaeta; Sabellida; Oweniidae
Source: the annotation of a GenBank genome assembly
GCAUAGGAUCUACUUGUUGAUGUAUGAAAUCGCGUUGAAGCAAAAAAUACCGGCUGUUUCGUUACUCUAUUGGGACUCAACCAUUGAGCAAAGUAUAGCAACACCUCAUUUGUCCAAUCUUUGGUCCCCUAUGUUCAUGGGAAACGGUAAUGGUGACGUUGUAGAAGGUCCCUUUGCAAACUGGGACGCAACAGAUGGGGGAAAACUUUCACGCACUGUUCAAACCUUUCCGAAUCAACUCACAACUCAAGCAGACAUAAUGGCGGUACUGUCUGGAACAACAUUUGCAGGAAUAUUUGGGUUGCUUGAGAGUAUACACAACAAAGUCCAUUCCUACGUUGGUGGACAAAUGGGGGACAUCGAUUUUUCGCCAAACGAUCCUCUUUUCUGGAUGCAUCACGCCUUUAUUGAUUGUAUUUGGGAAGAGUUUAGACAGAACAGUCAGACGACAAAUCUGGCCACUGAGUAUCCGACUGCUUUUGGACAACAUCAUCCACAAGCUUCGAUGCAGCCAUUUAGCAACCUUGCCUCCCCUGUACAAAAUAUAGAUGGUCUA